This is a messenger RNA of Cantharellus anzutake, 1262 nucleotides long. RefSeq lists its product as uncharacterized. Gene Ontology annotation, cellular component: nucleus; cytoplasm. The coding region runs from base 115 to 1203 and encodes 362 amino acids. Lineage: Eukaryota; Fungi; Basidiomycota; Agaricomycetes; Cantharellales; Hydnaceae. The record is from RefSeq and is a predicted model, not a curated record. Gene Ontology annotation, molecular function: mRNA binding. The transcript has 9 exons.
GUGAAUGCGCCCCACGAAGAAGCAGUCGAGUUCGCGAAGAUUAGCAAGAGGGAAAAUCGUGUUUAUGUCGGAAAUCUCAGUUACGACGUCAAGUAUGGUGAUUUGAUUGAGUUUAUGAGGGGAGCUGGAGAAGUCCUGUUUGCCGAGGUCCUUGUUACCCCUUCAGGUGUCUCGAAGGGCUGCGGGAUUGUUGAGUUUUCCACUACAGAGGAAGUACAAAGAGCGAUAAAGGAACUUGGGGAACAAUUGCUUCUUGGCCGGCCUGUGUUUAUUCGUGAGGAUCGUGAGAAUGAGUCUAGGUUUGGUGCAACACCUGUUCCCGGCAAGAUGGGAGCGGCGCUUGCUCACGGAGGUGCCCCAUAUGGUUCAAACGCUUUUGGUGGUCCACGCCCACUCCCCAACGUAGCCAACCCUGGGAAUCAGCUUUAUGUCGGUAAUCUUCCAUACCAGGCGGGAUGGCAAGAUUUGAAAGACUUAUUCCGCUCUGCGGGGAACAUCGUCCGAGCUGACAUCAAUAUUGGACCAGAUGGCCGGGCAAAAGGUUCUGGGACCGUCAUUUACGAAAGCGUGAAGGACGCACAAGCAGCCAUUGAAAUGUAUCAUGGAUAUGAAUGGUAUGGUCGUGCUCUUGAAGUGCGCGAAGACCGCUAUGCUGGUUUGACAGGACCCAGUGUCUAUCGAGGUCGUGGUUUCCCACCCCGUGGUUUAGGUCGUGGUUAUAUGGGCGGUCGUGGCUUUAGUAGGGGCGGUUUCUCCCGAGGUGGCAUGGGUGGUGGGGUCGGACGACAGUUUAGCAACGACAUCUACGCCGACUACAAUGGCCCCAAUGCGAGUAACUACAACCAUGUGGGCAUCCCGACAGGCCCCCAUGGCUACAAUGCGGCUCCCUACGGUGGUGGGUUCCCAGGUGGAGAGCCCAACAACCAGAUCAUGGUUCGAAACUUACCGUGGUCUACUGCGAAUGAAGACCUGGUCGAGCUUUUUGAGACUACUGGCGUUGUUGAGCAAGCUGAAAUUUUAUUUGACGGCACUAGGUCAAAGGGCUCUGGAGUGGUUCAGUUCGCUUCAGUGGAAGAAGCUGAGACGGCCAUUGCCAAAUUCUCUGGGUAUCAAUACGGCGGGAGAUCCCUCGAUGUUCGUUUCAAUGACCGAACUCACUUGUUCGCCCCCACCGCCGCCAGGGGUACUCAUAUGCAAGGAUAAAAUCUCCGCUCGCGUUCCCAAAAAGAUCACUUUUCCCGUUGAUUGCUUGUUACCCCUUU